AUGGCUACGUUCUCGGGGGGGCUGGACGGCUCGGAAGGGCGCGGCAUCCCUUCGGCCGAAUUCGUGGGGUCAUGCUUCCGUAAGGGGAGGAAGGACGGGCUGCUGCUCUACUACGUCGAGAAGGCGCCGAGGGACUACCCUUUCGAGGUCGAGUCGAAGGCAGCCGGAGCGGCUAGCCUCGACUGGUCGGUGAUGAGGAAGCACCUCAAGGUUGACGCCUUCUGCAUGGAGACCUUCCGGUGGUACGGGGCUAAGGUGGCCGAGGUGAGCGAGGAGCGCAAGCAGGUGAAGGUGCACUUCAACGGCUGGAAGUCCAAGUUCGACGAGUGGAUGGACUGGGAGUCGUUCCGGCUGGCCCCCUGCGGCUCUCGGUCCUCGGCGAAGCGAGAGGGCGAGAGCGCGUCCACCGCCGCUAGGAAGGAGAGCUUGACGCGCUGCGUGCUGGUGCCGGCCCGACGCACGGUGCGCAUCCGGAUCAACUGCGUCGAUGACUGGUGCAUCGACUACUCCGACACCAACCACCCAGUGCUGUGGAUCAUCAGCGGCCAUGCGUGGUACAAGGUGGCAGGGUCAGGCUGGUGGGACUUCGUAGCGCCGCACCCGAUCUACGCCCCGGUCUUCGAGCCCUCGAGAAAGUCGUUCGCUCUCACGUGCUUGGUGGCUCGUGCACUGCAAUCGAGUCCUACUUCAAGCUUGGCCGCCGUGGGGCGACGUGUGUCGCAGAUCACGUCGGGGGUGUUUGAGACGCGCGAUAUCGUCGAGGAGCAUGAGGUGGUUGCGGCUACGAUCGCGGGGAUGGGCGCUCUGAGCACCAAGAAGAAGCCGGACAACGCGGAGGGUAUGCUAGAUGGUGGCGGGGAAGACGGUCCGGGGUCGUGGCCCGGCGCGAACGGCGACAACAACGGGUGUUCAGACUCGGUGGAUGCCAAGGACACGCUGUUCUUGAAGGAGCUGGGGACGAAGGGGCAGGAAUGGGAAGCGAACGGCCGCUCCUUUGUCCGGCGGCCGCCCCCACCACCGAUACCGUCGCCUGCCAUCACCAGACCUCCCCCCAACAGCCGAAUGCUCACCGCCCCCGACAGAGGGCCUUUCUCCAAGCCAGCCCCGAACGCGUCGGCCUCCUCCGCCGCCUCCUCCUCCAAACCCGCCGCAAACGCGGGCCCGAUACGAAUUGCCGCCAACUUGAACGCUAUGGGCGGCGGAGUCAGGGCGGGAGGGGGAGGGGGAGGAGGGGUGCUCUCGGGGAGCUACAAGGCGGAGGGCAGCGGCGCCCCCAAGCUGAUUGGAGGACCGAAACCUGGCGGCCCGAAACCUGGUGGCCCAAAGCCUGGAGGUUUUUAUGGCCAGGGAGGCGGGGCGGGAACGGGAGGCGGAGGAGCGUUGCCAAGACCUGUGCCCGCCGUGAAGGCGGUGAAAACCGGCCCGACUGCGGAGGAGAGGCUUCAGCAGAGGAUCGCGGAGAAGCUGGAGAAGCAGGCGAAGGCGGAGAAGCUCGCCAAGGAAAAGGCGGCCAAGGCGGAGAUGUUGGCGAGGGAGAAAGCGGAGAAAGCGGAGAUCGCGGCCAGGGAGAAAGCCGAGAAGGCGGAGGCGGCGGCGAGGGAGAAGGCGGAGAAGGCGGCGAGAGAAAGGGCCGAGAAGGAAGCCGAGAGGGAGAGGAAGGCGCUGGAAAAGAAGCAGAAGCUCGAACGCCAGGCGGAGGAGAAGGCAAGGCUGCUGCUAGAGAGGCAGGCCGAGCGGCAGGCUGCACACGUCAAGAAGCUGGAGAAGCAGCGCGAGAUAGCGGAGGAGAAGGAGCGCGCUCGCAGGGCAAAGGAGGCGGAGCGCCUGGCCAAGCUGGAGCAGAAGAGGCUGGAGAAGGAGGCAAAGGACCGGGAGAGAGCGGAGCAGCAGGCCAGGGAGCAGGCCAGGAGAGGCAUCGAGAAGGAGAGGGCCAGGCUGGCCAAGCGGUACCCGCUCCCGGACGAGGAGCUUCGGCAAGAGCAGCUCCUGAUGGGCAAACAGCCGGCGCCGUGGCCGGAACCAGGGCAGCUGCCUUGCCCAAGGGGAUUCCCGCCAAGCGCGUUCGGUGACGUGGUCAGUGCUUGGGCCUGCCUCCAGCUGUUCGGCACCCUGAUGCACCUGAAGAGGUUCAGCCUGGAUGAGCUCAUGGUGGGGCUCGCCAACGGUGCUCCCGCUGUCGAAGCGGAUGGCCCUCCCGACGAUGCAGCGGAAGACCUGCUGGACAUCAUCCCCGCCCCGGUGGGGUCCGAUCCCAACGAAGACGCCGGCGGCGUGGGGGGCUACGGGGAAGGGGUGCUCCGGCGAGUGGAGACCCGCCGCAUGGCCGCCGCCCGCGGUUUCGCUGGCCUCGGCUUCCGGCGGGAGGGGGCCAGGGGCCGUGACGCGAGGGUUCUCCAGGCGAGGGUGUUGGACCCGCUGGGGGAGGUGAUGCGCAUCCUGCGGCACCUGCUCAAGUCCGAGGAGGCCAAGCCGUUCGCGGACGUUCCUUCGGACGAUGACGUGACGCCGGAGUCGGAGAGCGGCCUGGGUGAUGACGGAGGGUUCGGCGGGGGCGGGGACGGGGGGGUGGUCAAGAAGGAGGAGGAGAAGGCCGAGGUGAAGAGACCGCUGGACCUGGGUACGAUCCUCAGGCGGGCGGAGAACGGGUGGUAUGACCUUGAGCCGGGGGCUGAGCCUCCGGUGGAGUCGAACAGCUUCGGUGCGGGGCACGCAGGUGUAGCGUACGACGUGGAGCUGAUGCAACAGGGCUGGUUGGAGGCGAAGGGCGCAGACAGCGCCAUCUUCGAGCAGGCUCGCGGGGUGGUGGACGAGUUCCUGGCUCUCUACGAAACUCACGUCCUCAACCCGCUCGUAGAAUUAGACAAGGACAUCAGAGGUUCCGCGGCUGCGGCGGCGGCGGCGGCGGCGGCGGGGAGAGGGGGGUUGGAAGAGGGCCGUGUCCUGCUCCGGUCCGACACGGACUCCGAGGGCGCGAGGAGGGGUGCAACUGGGUGUAACGACCCGCUAGAGAUGGUGAGGCAGAUGGGGUCGGAGGAGUACAGGCGGUGGUCACCGGCGGCGAGGAGCCGGGCUCUGGCGUGGCUCUGCGACGAGGCCCUGUCCGCCGCGACGAUGAACGACCUUGUGAAGAGGGUGCAGGAGGCGAAGGAGGUGGUGGACCGGAAGGACCGAGAGAUCAAGGCAGCGGUUAGGCAGAGGCUUCGAGACCAGGAGGCCACGGAGGCUAGAGGGUUUCACAACCCCCACAAUCGUCGCGGUACGGAGGCUGAGAUGAUCACGGCUCGGAUGCUGAUGGAAUCUCCGGAUGUCAAGACAGUUCGGGAGUUGGGCAGCGUCAAGGUCCGGUUGAAGCCGCUGGGGCUGGAUCGUGAUCGCCGAAGAUACUGGCUCUUUGCCACUGGGGAGGACCACCGGUUGUUCGUGGAGCACAACGAGGUUUGGGGGUGUUACGCCAGGGUUUCCCAGCUCAAGGCGCUCCACAAGUGGCUAGACCGUCGAGGCGUCCGAGAGCGCACCCUCAAGGCUGCCCUCCGAGAGCACCUGAUCGCAAACCUCGGCGUUAGCGCACAGGAGUUGGAGCCUGUUCGUAGGCCGUACGGAGGAAGCAGCAGGGGGCGGUCGGACGUGGACGUGCUUGGCGGUGGUGGCAAUGAGGGAGCCGACGAAGGGGACGAGGAAGAGGAGGAAGAUGGCCAGCAGUACUUGGGCGAGCCAGCAGAGGUUGCUCGAGAGAAGGAGCGGGAGCGGUCGGCGGGACUGUUAGCUCUCAACAGUUGCGGGUUUGCAGCGGAGGAGCAACGGAGGGCGCUCAAGCGCUUGUGCAGCUCGUUCGCGGUGGACCUGCACAGUCUAAGGGCGGCCGGGCUAGCCUUCGAGCUCAAGACUUCCGGGUGGGUGAUGCGAGACCUCGCCGUGCACAUGGGGCCCAACGGCCUCGGGCUUCAGCUGGACGUGCGGCACGGCGGGGUGGUGGUGGACGGCCUCACGCAAAUGCCGCCUGGGGUUUCCAAUCCGGGGCAGGCGGCGGGUGUUCGGCUAGGAGACCUCCUGGUAUCGGUGGACACGAUCGUCGCGGAGACGCCCAGGCGGCUGGCGCAGGGGCUGAAGGACACGGGGCUCUCUCAGUCGGGCAAGCUCGUGGUCGUAAAGGUGCUGUCGGACGUGCUUCUCACGGAUGGGCAGGGAGAGCCGCUACAGCAGGCGCUUGACUACGCGGCCAUCGACAUGGUCAAGGGUGCCCUCCUAGAGAGCGAAAGCAGGCUGCACCACAGCUUUGUCGUAGGCCCGGGGUGGGAGGGGCAGGCGUGCACCGAGUGGAGACUCGGAGUCUCCUUCGCGGGGCAAGGCGCCGACCAGAACAGAGGGGGAGGGGGGGGACGCGAGACCGACGUCCCCGCCGGGGGGGCGACGCCUUCUUUCACCGAGCCCAAGAAGCAGCAGCAGCAGGCGACGUCGGAGCUGGUGGGAGGGAGCGGCGCGAUCUUUCAGGAGGGGAGCAUGCCUGUCUUGGAAACCCAGGGGCCGUUGAGCCUAGGGCCGUGCUCGGUGGCCGCGGGGAGGGCGGCGGUGGAGGAGCUGGCGAGGAGGAUGCUGUACAUCGAGGCGCUGGUUUUCAAGCAGGACACGGUUGUGGAUGCCCGUUGGUCGGAGUUCGGGCGGCGUCGAAAGUGGAGAACCUUCGUCAACAACGCACAGACAGCGCCGCAGCUCCUCGCGGCCUGGGGCGCGUUCAAGGAUGUGAUCGACUGGCAAGCCGCGCAAGGGUGUUACUCUGAGCUGGACCGGCGAAAGUUCCUUUCCCUGCUACCGGCUCACCUGAGAAACUCCAUGCCGGACAAGGGGGAUGAGGUCCUCUACUAUGGAGACGGGCACGUGCUCUCGUUGGAGGCAGAGGCCAAGGCCGGAUAUAGGGGUGUGUGGGGCUCUGACCCGCCUAGGCCUGGCACCGUCCAGCAGCACACGGUGAAGUCUAUCUCGUACCACCAGGGGGGCUCCAGCCGGAGGGCCAAGGGCGCGCAGCCCUUCGCCACCAUAGAGCUCGAGCCCACUCCGGUGCCCCGAUCUUUCGAAGAGCUGGGUCUGCUGCCUCCCACAGAGCCUUUCGGCAAGCUAAACCGGCUGUUGAAGAAGGCUGUCAAGGCCAUGAGGGAGAGGGCUGACGUAGCGCACUUCCUCGUACCUGUGAGCAGGACGAUAUACCCAGACUACUACGAUGUGAUCUCGGAGCCGAUGGACCUGAACAAGCUGUGGAAGCGGUGCUCGGCGUGCCGUUACCGGUCGGUGGAGGAGUUCAAGCGCGAGCUGGCCUUGGUCGCCUCUAAUUGCCGCCUCUACUGCCAGGACAAGUUCCCCACCCUACCCCCAGCGGCCGACGCUGCGGUGAACGUUGGAAUGGAGACCCUAGAUGAGCCCAAGCUGGCUGCCGAGCUUGGCAAGACGGUGGAAGACGGGAAGAGACUGGAGGCGUUGUGGAACAAGCACAUGUCAGCCGCCAUCAGCGCCUCGCCUGAGCUCGCCACCAUGCCCGGCAUGCAGAAGCUCGCAAGGCAACUGGGCUUUGACACGGGAACUGCCGAAGAGGAUGACAUUGGAAGGGGGGGGCAGGAGAGCGACGAAGACGACGACUAUGGACAGCCGGACACGGCCAGCAUCGCCCGACAGGUGUUUUACGACAAGCUGGUGGGCAUCAAGUACGGCACUCCCGACGAGGAAGAGAAACAUCAAACCGACGGCAGCGAUAGUGGCGACGCCAAGAAAAAGCCUCCAAAACUCGACGAAACACCCGAGGCACGGUCUCCGACGGCCAAUGGCGUCUCCCCAACACCCCCGUCGCCAGGCGGCGGCGCGGCUGCUGCUGCUGCUGCUGCUGCACCCCAAGCAUCGCCGUCGGCAGCUUCGCCGUCGGCGGCGACAAAGACGGCCGAAGCACCUUCGUCGACUACAGUUGCGGCGGAGGGGGAAGCCUCGCCGUCUUCUGCUGCGACCUGCGCGCCCGGUGCCGCUGGUGCUGCAGGGACCCCAGACACACCUCCGCCCGGAGAGCAGGAGAAGCGGCAGUCGGACGUGGCCGCUGACGCGUCCAAGGAAGAAGGCGCCGGGGGCGGGGAGGCGGCGGCGGCGGCGGCGGCGGCACCGGCGGCACCGGUGGCGCCGGCAGUAGUGCCCGGGGGUGUGUUGAGGGUUUCUAUGCGGCUUAGCAAUGAAAUGCCCGAGUUCGUGGUGGUGACGUCCAAGUAUGACGAGGCCAUGACCUUCAACUGGAGGUCGGAGAUGCACAUACAGAUGGCCUUCAUGGAGGAACCAGGGGAGCCCCCCCGCAUUUUCGAGGGCACCCUGGUGGGGGUGAAGCCCAAGGAUCCCCGCACGCAGAUGAUGCCUUGGGAGUGCCUGAUGGUGGAGUGGGACGACGAGGCGGGGAUGAACACCGUCAACCCGUGGGAGGUAGAGGCUGUGUCGGCAGCGACGGCCGCCGCGCGACGCCGCGCGCCGGGGAUACCGGGGGUCGGAGAGCACAUAGGGUAG
Molecule: messenger RNA, 6522 nt
Organism: Ectocarpus siliculosus
Lineage: Eukaryota; Phaeophyceae; Ectocarpales; Ectocarpaceae
Source: the annotation of a GenBank genome assembly